Messenger RNA from Cyclocybe aegerita, 1701 nucleotides. The record is from the annotation of a GenBank genome assembly. Lineage: Eukaryota; Fungi; Basidiomycota; Agaricomycetes; Agaricales; Hemipholiotaceae.
AUGGUCGAAGUGGACAACGCAAAAGGGUGGAACAACAUCGUGAACGCCUUAUGCACUGUCUUUGAGCUUCCGGAUCUAAGCAAGCGAGCUGGCCUGGAGGCAGUCCACGCCAACUUCGACGCGAUAUAUGCGCGUAUCGACCAGGCUUACCGGCAGAGCUUGUCAAAUAACAAGAUACGGGGUGGCAUAAUCGGCAUAUUCUCGAAACUGUGCGUCGACGCGAUCCUGCGGAACAAACUUUUCGAUAAGGGAAUCCUGGAGAAAAUUCUGCCUUUACUGGACAUCGACGAAACGAGGCACCUUGCCUUGAACUGUCUCAACACUCUGACGAACCACGGUGGCUCUGGGGUUCGCAUCGCCGUAUCGAAGCACGCAAACGAUCUGUGCAAGCUUGUUCGAGACUUGCCUGACGACAUCAAGGUGGCCGAGCUCAUUGUCCUUACUCUGGCGCACUCCCUGGAGACCACACUUAAAAUUCAAAGCAAGGCGGAGCUUUAUCUCGAGUCUGUCGACAUGGAAGAAGUCAUAUUUACUAUGCUAGACUCGGUACGACGUCCUUACGCGCUCCCUGGGCAGCUCUUGGAUCACGCUCUGGAAAUCCUGGCAGCAUCGACCAGGUAUUCUGCGAAUAUAUUCAAGGCCCAUCCUCGGUUGAUCGCCUUCUUGGUUGCGGGUCUGCAGGCCAAGGACUGGGACACUCGCUGGAUGUGCUUCUCCGGGAUCUAUGACAAGGAUGAGGACGAUGCGCCUCUUAGUGUUGAUCCCGUUGAAUUCCUCGAAAAUAUUAGCCAGACUCUGCCGUGGAACCUCCAAAGGGCACUUGACACCUAUGGAGCGUCUCGGAGCGACAUCAGCCUAGCUCUUAGUGUCAGCGAGGAGUACGACAGCGCGAUGAGGGACCGGAUCGUGCACGGUGACUUGUACGCCUUCGGCCUCAAGAAAGCGGAGCUGAUCCUGAAGGCAGACAUCAGCAUCGCGGAUGGCAUCUUACGCGGAUCCUCCACAUGGAUGAACAGCUGGCGGUCUGCGAUCAACAAAAUACGGGCGAAGGACAUGCCAGAGGACAAGGACGCCGCCGACAUUCUAGACAUAGCAAAUCUGCUCUACCAUCGUAGCAACGAGGAAGCGGUAGCUCUCGCACGGGAGUCUAUCACCCGGAACCCUGAACAAGCGUACUUCUACUACGCUCUGUCCUUCUCGUCAGACCACGUCGAGCGCCUGCAGGCUGAGAAGAAAGGUCUGAAGUGCCAGCAAAACAGGCGAGAACGGACGGGGCGAACGGACAACAGGCAAGCACCCGACGAGGCCAACGAGCCUGCCCUCGCCCUCGUUGCCACAUCACAGGCAGCGCGCAUGGGCCACCCGGAUGACCCCCCACCGUCCCCGUCGUCGCCACGUCACAGCGGCGCACACGGGCCACCCGCCCUCGCCUUCGUCGUCACGCCGGCCACCCGCACACCCCCACCCGUCGUCAAUCACCAACGGCCCCACCCUCGUUGCCGUUGCCACGUCACCCGGUGCACGGGCCCAUCACCGCACAACCCCGCCACUGUCGUCUCCAAGCAACACGGCCCCGCCCCCUCGACACAGACGAGCGAACGACGACGCGAAUCACCGCCGCCGUCAUUGCCAAGUCACGGCGCACGGACCCCCUGCACCGACAACAAUGCCCACGGACCCUCGCCGGAUUUUUCUGACUGA